AGUGCGACUGUUCACCUUUUCCUUUUCUAAAACUGUCUCUAAACACAGUUUUAUAAGCAUAGUCUCGUGUGUUUGAGUGUGUGUGUCUGUGAGAGAGAGAGAGAGACAUUCUAUACUUAAAUUCAGCAUUUCCAGAUUGUCCCUAGAUUUGGGAGUUAAUCAUCGUUACCAGCAGCAGACCCACCAUCUUUCUAUUUACCUCCCACUCUCUUUUCUUUCUCUGAAAAAAAGCAGAAAGAAAGUUGUAAUUUGUGAAUUUACAGUUCUUCCGUGAAUGCUACCUUGCUUUUUUCACACCCAUCUCUUUCCUAACUGACCAGACUCUCAAUAAAAUUGCCAGUAGUCAUUACUAACCCAACUGGCCGUGUAUGUUCUCUUGCUUUCACACUACCCCUGUAUACCUGUUCUCUUUCCUCUUAGUAUAUGUUUCUCUCUCUACCAGAUACCCAAAACUAGCUCCAGGUACAAUGUCUAAAAAGCCAUCUCAUCAAAGUUUGAGACACUGACUUGCAUGAAUAUGUUCAAGAAAAUCAAGCGUUUGAAACUACUUGAGCCCUCUUUGGGCGUUAUUGGGUUAUUUUUUGCUACUGUCUCUGUUAUUUUUUGCUUCUUUUACUUGGAUUACAGAGCGGUUGCAAAAGGGCUUCAAUUUUCAACCCAAUCUGAAAGGUUAUUGUGGUCGAAAUUUGAUGGCUCUAGUGAGAGUAAAAAAGUUGAAUAUUUGAGUGAGGAGGGCAGUGGGUGUGAUGUGUUUGAAGGUGAUUGGGUGUGGGAUGAGAAUUAUCCUUUGUAUCAGUCCAGAGAUUGCAGGUUUUUGGAUGACGGGUUUAGGUGUUCUGAGAAUGGAAGGCCUGAUUUGUUCUACACCAAAUGGCGUUGGCAACCCAAAGAUUGCAACUUGCCCAGAUUUGAUGCAAAGAUGAUGCUAGAGAAACUGCAGAACAAACGGUUAGUAUUUGUUGGGGACUCUAUUGGAAGAAACCAGUGGGAGUCCAUCCUCUGCAUGCUCUCUUCUGCAGUUCCAAAUAAGAGUGCUAUCUAUGAAGUGAAUGGCCUUCCAAUCACAAAGCACAAAGGGUUUCUAGUUUUCAAAUUUGAGGAGUACAACUGCACUGUGGAGUACUACAGGGCUCCGUUUCUUGUAUUGCAAAGCCGGCCUCCUCCUGGAACUUCAUCAUCAAAAAUAAAAACUACACUGAAAUUAGAUCAGAUGGAUUGGAGCUCUUUGAAGUGGAGAGACGCAGAUGUGCUGGUUUUCAAUACGGGGCAUUGGUGGAAUUAUGAGAAGACCAUAAGAGGGGGUUGUUACUUCCAAGAGGGAGCAGAGGUGAAUAUGGAGAUGAAAGUUGAUGGUGCAUACCGGAGGUCCAUAGAAACAGUUGUAGACUGGAUACAUCGUCAAGUGAACCACAGCAAGACCCAGGUGUUCUUUCGCACAUAUGCUCCUGUACAUUUCAGAGGAGGGGAUUGGAGAACCGGGGGACACUGUCACUCGGAGACACUACCAGAGCUGGGUUCCUCAUUGGUGUCAUCCCACACUUGGUCCCGAUGGAGCGUAUUCCUCGAUGUACUAUCAGAUCACUCAAAUGUAUCAGAUGGUAAAGCGUUAGAGGUUCUAAAUGUGACCCAUAUGACUUCGAGGAGGAAAGAUGGGCAUUCAUCUGUAUACUAUCUGGGUCCUAAGGUCGGGCCUGCCCCUCUCCAUAGGCAGGACUGCAGCCAUUGGUGUCUGCCUGGAGUCCCAGAUGCGUGGAAUGAGCUUCUCUAUGCUCUCUUUUUAAACCGCGAGGCUACUCGAUCGUGAAACUCAUCUAUAUCUGAGGCAGUUGGCCUAUGAGUGUUUUAUAUAUUUGCUGCAAGGAAAAAAAAAAAGAAAAAAAAAACUUCAAUAGUGCAUUAAAGGUUAUCCUGGAAAAAGAAGACAACAGAAAUGAUGAAUCAUACCAAGACUUAAGCAACAAGAAAAGACUAUUAUGGAUUUAUCAAGGCUUCUUAAAUAGAAGAUUUGAAUCCAAGGAAGCUGGGGUUCUGGUUAUAUUUUUGUCUUUUGACAUAGAAAAAACCCAAUUUUAGUGGUGAGCAGACGGGAACUCCUGUAGACAUAUACACAUACUGGUUUUUUUCUCUUUUCUUUUCACCUUUUUUUUUUUUGGCAACAAGUAUAGUUCCAUUCUUUUGAAUGACACUGCAAUUAGCAAACAUGUUGUAAAUCAUAUUGAUGGCUGGGUAUCUAUUACACAUGAUACUUCAUUGUAGACAAUAGCUUCCAGAAAUAAGC
Molecule: messenger RNA, 2278 nt
Organism: Ilex paraguariensis (yerba mate)
Lineage: Eukaryota; Viridiplantae; Streptophyta; Magnoliopsida; Aquifoliales; Aquifoliaceae
Source: the annotation of a GenBank genome assembly